Peronospora belbahrii is the source of this 1686-nucleotide messenger RNA. The record is from the annotation of a GenBank genome assembly. NCBI's taxonomy places the organism in Eukaryota, Oomycota, Peronosporomycetes, Peronosporales, Peronosporaceae.
AUGGGCAACAUCCUUGAGGAGAUUGCGGCCCAGCGCCGUCUAGAUGUCGUGGCUGCCAAGCAGAUCGUGUCGACUGAGCAGCUGAUGCAGAAGAUUGAAAACACGGAGAGUAUGUAUGGCCCAUCUUUACCCGUGCUUGACCGUGUCAAUGCGCCUGCGAAAGAGGGCUGGCUGAAUAUUGCACUGGCAGCUGAGUUCAAGCGCGCGAGUCCUAGCAAGGGAGAUAUUGCUACUAAACUGAAUCUUCGUGACCAAGUUAAAGCAUAUGCUGAUGCGGGUGCGAGUAUGAUUUCUGUGCUGACAGAACCCAAGUGGUUCAAGGGUUCGCUAGAGGACAUGAUGGUGGCCAGAGAAGUCGUGGAAGGCAUGAAACAACGUCCCGCUAUCCUGCGCAAAGACUUUAUUAUUGACGUGUAUCAGUUGCUGGAAGCUCGUGCAUACGGUGCGGACUGCGUGCUGCUUAUUGUGGCUCUACUGUCGAAGGAGCAGCUCAAUGAGCUCAUUAGCGCGACGCACAACCUGGGUAUGUGCGCAUUGGUUGAGGUGAACAGCGUCCAGGAGCUAGACAUUGCUCUAGCCGUUAAAGCCAAGUUGAUUGGCGUGAACAAUCGCAAUCUUCGCACGUUUAAGGUGGAUAUGAACACGACUGCUCGAGUUGCAGACGCUGUUCGUGAACGAGGGAUAUCGCUUGGACGCGAGGGUGUCACGCUCUUUGCUCUCAGUGGUAUUCGCUCACACGCUGAUGUAGUCAAGUACAAGAAAUGCGGUGCCCGUGGCAUCUUGAUUGGCGAGUAUCUAAUGAAGAGCGGUGAGAUUGCCGCGACGGUCAAAGACCUCUUGCAGAAUGUGAUGCCCCGUAGUGAGUUAGGGGACCUGCCUCUUCUUCCACCGCUUGCGAAGGUGUGCGGUGUCACAACCGUCGAGUAUGCACUGGCUGCCUUGCGUAAUGGUGCUAACAUGAUUGGCAUUAUCAUGGUGGAACACUCGCCUCGACAUGUUCAGGUAGAGCAAGCGAAGGCUAUUGCUAAGGCCGUGCGUGAGUACGGUGAACGCACGGGCCCUAUCCUCCCAGACAUCUUAGAAGUAUACCUCAAUGGGAAAAAUGACUGGUUCCAUAGGAAUGUUCUGGCCCUGCGUGAGGCUUGUUCCCGUGCACCUCUUGUGGUGGGCGUGUUUGCGAACGCGACAGCUGCUGCCAUGAACGCGGCUGCCAGUGAGAUCGGACUGGAUCUCGUACAGCUUCACGGUGACGAAGGCUUUGAGAUCUGCAAGGACAUUAAGUACCCAACUAUUCGUGCGUUACACUUGCCAGACACUACGCUAAGUGAUGGCGUCGAUGCUGAGGCGAUUCUUCAACAGGUCCAGAAGGGUGUUGCUAACUUCAUUCUGCUCGAUACCACGAUGAAAGGCCAACAGGGGGGCACUGGAGUGGCGUUUGACUGGAACAUUGCGGCUAUUUUCAUGCACGCACGCAUUCCAUGCCUCAUGGCUGGUGGUCUUACUCCCGAGAAUGUGGUGAAGGCUUUAUCAGUUGGUCACCCUGUGGGCGUUGACGUAAGCAGUGGCGUGGAAGUAAAGGGGUCUCCUGGCGUAAAGGAUCUGGACAAAAUGGCUAUGUUUCUAAAGGCCGUAAAGGAUUAUCUCGCAGUUGCUACACUUAAAAUUGAUGAGGAUAAGGAGAUCUAG